Messenger RNA from Galeopterus variegatus (Sunda flying lemur), 1385 nucleotides. RefSeq names its product zinc finger protein 879-like. Gene Ontology annotation, biological process: regulation of transcription by RNA polymerase II. Gene Ontology annotation, molecular function: DNA-binding transcription factor activity, RNA polymerase II-specific; RNA polymerase II cis-regulatory region sequence-specific DNA binding. The annotation marks the transcript as partial. The transcript has 5 exons. NCBI's taxonomy places the organism in Eukaryota, Metazoa, Chordata, Mammalia, Dermoptera, Cynocephalidae. The record is from RefSeq and is a predicted model, not a curated record.
GAUUCUCAGUUGCCCUCAUGUCCUGCACUCUCAUGGACAUAGUUNUGAAUGAUGCUCAGAGGACUUUGUACAGGGAUGUGAUGCUGGAGACCUACAGCAGCCUGGUUUCACUGGGGCACUGCAUUAGUAAACCUGACAUGAUCCUCAAGUUGGAGAAAGGAGCAGAGCCAUGGAUGAUAGAAGAACACCCAAACCAGAGCCUCCCAGAGACUGAUGCCAUGCAUGCUGGAGAGAAACCUGAUGAGCAUAAUAUAUGUGAGAAAUCACAGAGACAUCAGGAGCAUCAGCAUUGCAAGAUUACAACUGGGCAACUUUUUGAAUAUAGUGGAAAAGGAAAGUCCUCCAACACAGUGCCAAAUAUAUCUACAUAUAAUAAGAUCCUUAUGGGUGAGACCACCUGUAAAUAUAGUGAAUAUGGAAAUGCCUGUAAUAAGUCAGCUGUCAUUGCCCAAGAGAUAACUCAGGUAGAAAAGAAAGCUUUUCAGUGUGAUGUAUGUGGGAAAAUGUUUUAUAAAGAGGCUAAACUUACUCAACAUCAGAUUAUACACACAGGAGAGAAAAUUGAAAAAUGCAGUGAAUAUCAGAAAUCUUUUACUAACAAAUCAUACCUUAUCUCAUAUCAAGGAACAUCUACAGGGAAGAAGCUUUAUCUAUGUAACAAACAGGAGAAAUUUUUCUAUCAGAAGUCAGGCCUUACUGUGCAUCACAGAAUUCACACAGGGGAAAUGUCCUAUGGAUUUAUUAAGUGUGGCAAAAACUUUCAUGAGAAUUCACAUCUCAACUGUCAUAAGACAGUUGAAACAAAUGGAAAAUCAUGUGAAUGUAAUGGACGUAGAAAAUCUUUCUACCAUAAUUCUGCCCUGACUGCUUAUCAGAGAAUUCACAUGAGUGAAAAUCCAUAUGAAUGUGAAGAAAGUCAAGUUUUCUCCAGUAAGUCAAAAUUCAAGAAACAUGAGAGAAUUCACAUUGGUGAGAAUCCCUGUGACUGUAACACAUGUGGAAAAACCUUUCACAAGAAUUCAAACUUCAGCAACCAUAAGAGAAUUUAUAGGGAAUGUGGAAAAUGUUUUAACCAAAAGUCAAACUUGAAGAGACAUGAGAGAAUUCACCCAGCUGAGAAACCAUAUGAAUCUUUUAACCAAAAGUCAGCCCUCAACAAGCAUCAAAGAAUUUACAAAAGUGAGACACGAUAUGAAUGUAAGGAAUGUUCAAAAGCUUUUAAUGAAAACUUGAUCCUCAGUAGGUAUCAGAGAAUUCAGACAAGUGAGAAACCAUAUGAAUGUAAGGAAUGUGGAAAAGCUUUUAAACAAAAGUCCAUCCUCAGUGUGCAUCAGAGAAUUCACACAGUCGAUCCUCAGCAUCCAUCAGAGAAUUCACACCGGUGA